Corvus hawaiiensis (hawaiian crow) is the source of this 2163-nucleotide messenger RNA. RefSeq names its product progestin and adipoQ receptor family member 5 (gene PAQR5). Gene Ontology annotation, cellular component: membrane. The coding region runs from base 140 to 1108 and encodes 322 amino acids. The transcript is spliced from 7 exons. Gene Ontology annotation, molecular function: signaling receptor activity. Lineage: Eukaryota; Metazoa; Chordata; Aves; Passeriformes; Corvidae. The record is from RefSeq and is a predicted model, not a curated record.
GCCAUCGUGAUCCCGGGAUUGCCGCUUCGGCCCCACGGAGCAGCCCUGUUCCUGUGGGAUGUGGCCAGCAGGGGUUUGAGGCCUCAUCCCAAGGGAAGCGGAGCUGGAAAAUCCCCGGGAUCGGGAUCCGGAGCUGACCAUGCUGAGCCUCAAAGCGCCCCGGCUGCUCAGCGUCCACCAAGUGCCCAAGCCCUACCGGGAGCCGGGAAUUCUCUCGGGAUACCGCCCUGCCGGGCUCUCGGCCGGCGCCUGCCUCCGGAGCGUUUUCCAGCUCUCCAACGAGACCCUCAACAUCUGGACCCACCUGCUGCCCGCGGGGUACUUCCUGGGGACGCUGGUGCGGCGGCUCCGGGCGGCGCGGGCGGACCCCGGGGCGCGGGCGCUGCUGCUGUUCCUGGGCACGUGCUGCCUGUACCCGCUGGCGUCGGGCGGCGCGCACGCCCUGGGAGCCAUGGCCGGGCCGGGCCGGCACCGCGGCUACUGCUGCGACUACGCCGCGCUGGGGCUCUACGGGCUGGGCUCGGCGCUGGCGUACUCAGCCUACGCAUUCCCGUUGGAAUGGGUUGGGAGCACAUUCCAUGAUUUUUACGUUCCCGUGGCUGUGGUCAACACCGUGCUCAGCACCAGCCUGUCCUGCUACUCCAGGUUUCUGGAGGCCGAGUGGCCCCGGCUGAGCAAAGCGUCCCGAAUUUUGGCCUUCGUGUAUCCCUACAUUUUCGACAGCAUCCCGAUUUUCUACAGACUGUCCCGGUGCGCGGCCGGCGGCUGCUCCGAAGGCUCCAUCCGGCUGCAUUUCCGGCACAGCCUCUGCGCCCUCCUCACCUUCCUCAUCCUCACCUCGCGCCUGCCCGAGCGCCUGGCGCCGGGAACCUUCGACCUCAUCGGGCACAGCCACCAGCUUUUCCACGUCUGCGGGAUCCUGGGAACGCACUUCCAGCUGGAAGCCGUCUCCAUGGACAUGGCCGAGCGGCGGGGCCGCCUCCCGAUUCCCUCUUCCCUGGAAACCUUUGGAUCCCUGGGAAUAGGAGCGGCCGCCAGCCUGGCCAUCCUUGGGAUCUGCUUCCUGCGCCUCCGCCCGGAGCCUAUUUCCCGGGAAAAAGCCCACUAGGCUCGGGGAUUGCCUCGGAUUUCUGGGAUUGAUCCCAUUCCAGAGGGGUCCGUAGGGGUGAGGGGGGGUUUGUUGCCUGCAAAUAUUCCUUCGGGAUUUUCCCAAGGGAAAAGCUUGGCUUUAUCCAUGGAUGGGCUGGGAAACGCUUCCCACCCUGUGGUUAUCCACGGGAAAAGCGUCAAAUAAUCGGGAUUUGAUCCCUGAAAAGGGACGGGAGCGCUCCUGCUUCCCAAAGAAGCGGGAUCCCUCUGGUCUGCCUCAGGGAGGAAUCCAGGGAAUGUCGGCAUCACCACUUUGGAGAUUCCCGGUGAAGCCAAGGGCUCCUUAAUUCCCGUUUUUCCCUUUGGAAGUGGCCUUCCUUUGGAAUUUCCAGCCUUACACUCAGCCCAAGUGCCUGGAAAGGUGGGAUGGAGGGAUUGGAGCUUCCCUCUGCAUUAAUUCCCACCGUUUGCGCUCCUUAUCCAGCAGAAGGAAUUCCGGGAGAGCUUCCAUGGGGUGUUCUCAUAGGAAAGCUCUUCCAGGCUUUAACUCUGGGAAAUCCUGGGAAGUUCAUUCCCGUGGGAAUGCUGGGUUUCCACGGGGGGGGUGGAAGGACGGGAUUGCAUCCGGCUGUCCCGGCUGUUCCCGGAGGUUGGGAUGGAUCCCGGGAUUGAGGCCGGGAGACGGGAGAGCUCCACUUCCGAACCUCCCUGGGUUUGGGAUCCUUUGGGAAGAGGGUUUUCAUGUUUUCCUUGGAUGGGAGCGGGAUCCAUGGAGAACAGUGGGAUUUGGAGCAGCUCGGGGAUUAAAGGCACUUGGGAAUUUGAAAGAAUUCCCAGGAUCUUCCCUUUGCCGCUCCUGGAUUUUACAAGGAGAGCUUGGAGCUCUCAGCCUUUUCCAGGAUCCAGGUUUUUCCUUGGAUUUUCCUGCAGGGGCACAGCACACACUGCUUAUUCCUCGGGAAUAUUAUCCCGGCUAAUCUUGCGGGUGUUCCAUUGAUUUGCUUUAAUUGCCUUCACUGCACUUGGGGAGCUGCGGAAAUCUGGGAUAACGCAAUAAAAUCUGGGAUGAAAGGC